Nicotiana attenuata is the source of this 519-nucleotide messenger RNA. RefSeq lists its product as uncharacterized. The record is from RefSeq and is a predicted model, not a curated record. Bases 1 to 519 code for a protein of 172 amino acids. Lineage: Eukaryota; Viridiplantae; Streptophyta; Magnoliopsida; Solanales; Solanaceae. The transcript has a single exon.
AUGCUGCCUGUAUCGUAUCAGCCAUCGGACGUAUCAAAGAUACUAAGUGGCCUCGGCCAUUGCAGUUGGAUCCUUCCCAACCCCAAUCUAAUGUGUAAAUAUCAUGGCACCAACGGCCACAUAACUGAAGACUGCCGACAACUGAGAGAAGAAGUAGCCCGUUUAUUCAAUAACGGGCACCUCCAAGAAUUUCUGAGUGAACGAGCCCAAAACCACUUCAAGAAUAGGGACGUCAACAAACAGAUCGAGCAAGAGGAACCUCAGCACGUCAUUAACAUGAUCAUUAGUAGAGUUGACAUCCCCCGAGGGCCAAUGUUAAAACGCACUAAAGUAUCCAUUACAAGGGAAAAAGUGACUUGGGACUAUGUACCAGAGGGAACCGUAUCUUUCAACGACGAGGAUACUGAAGGCAUCGUGCAACCGCACAAUGAUGCAUUGGUAAUAUCUGUGCUCAUAAAUAAAUUUCGAGUUAAGCGUGUGCUAAUUGAUCCAGGUAGCUCGUCCACUAUCAUCAGAUAG